UGCGGUUUAUAUGGAAGCGGACCAUCGACAACAGUCCGCACACAUCGAGACAUGAACACUGGUCUACAGAUCGUCCUUCAUCUGAGCAGCUCGAGGCGUUAAGCUUGAUUGUAAGAGUUUGUUGGAUUUAUUAGUUUGUCCGACUUUCACUUUCACAACAGACUAAACACACGUUUUGGACGAAGAAGCUCGUUUCUCAGCGCUGAUGUGAAGCAGCACGAGGUCAAAGGCUGAAGACUGCAAUUCUCUCACCUACAUUUGAAGCCAAGAGCCAUUAAACAGGUACAGAUGGGGCAGGGGGAGGUUUCAGCGAGGGGCUCAGCCAUGGAGGGUGACUGCCUCAGUUGUAUGAAGUAUUUGAUGUUUAUCUUCAACUUCUUCAUCUUUCUGGGUGGCUCCUUCCUGCUGGGUGUCGGUGUUUGGGUGCUGGUGGACCCAAUGGGCUUCAGGGAGAUUGUGGCGGCCAACCCCCUGCUGUUCACAGGGGUCUACGUCAUCCUGGCCAUGGGCAGCAUGCUGUUCCUGCUAGGCUUCCUGGGCUGUUGUGGAGCCAUCAGGGAGAACAAAUGUCUCCUACUCUUUUUUUUCAUGCUCAUCCUCUUCAUCUUCCUCGCUGAGCUGGCAGCUGCCAUCCUUGCCUUCCUUUUCAGGGAGCAUUUAACCAGAGAGUAUUUCACCAGGGAGCUGAAACGUCACUAUCAAGGUCAGAACAACACUGAUGUUUUCACCUCAACAUGGAACGCCAUCAUGACCACGUUUGAUUGCUGUGGCGUAAGUGGUCCCGAGGACUUUGAGGAGAGCCUCUUCAGGCUCCUCAACCCCAAUAAGAUGGUCCCUGAGGCCUGCUGCCAGAGGAACAGUUAUCUUGGAGACGUCAGUGUGGAGCAGUGUGUGAGCGGCAGCGUGGCCUUCAGACACAACAAGGGCUGUUACUCAGCGAUGGUCGACUACUUUGAGACGUACAUCUACACAGCUGGAGCUCUGGCCAUUGUGGUGCUGACAAUCGAACUCUUCGCCAUGGUGUUUGCCAUGUGUUUAUUCAGAGGCAUCCAGUAAACUCCUGCGUGCACGGCCAGGGUCAUCAUCAGCCGUCGAACGGGCACAAGCAGGAGGGAAAACAAAACUGUAAAAUAUGGAAUGUAUUUGUACAGUGAUAGAUUAUGUGUCUCAUUGGUUUUGUGGCAUCAUUUUGUACUUCACAGCAGCAGCAGGGCAUUUGAGGUACCGCUUUGGGCACAAUAGACACACACAGGAAGUAAUCCGUGACCUGAGGCUGAGGUUCAGCAAUGACUGCAGUGUUUACGCUAAAGUAAAAUGUUAACACCGGUGAGUCAAGGUUCCACAAGAGGGGAAAACUGAAUUAUAGAUGGUCUUAUAAAUACAGAAGACACUACAGUCCAGGACUAAUCUGUGUCCUGGAAACUGUCCUAGAGCUGGAAACACACCACGCACAACUUAGAACCUGGUUUAUAUCCUCAAUUUCACUGUGAUGAUUGAUUUUCAGGGUCAUGGAAAGCCUGCACAUUUCUGCACUAGUUCAGGUACCUGUGGACAGGCAGCACACUUUAUACUGCAGUGAGCCUCAGAACAGUAAAAACUGUCAGGAUCAGCUAGUCAACAGUGGAAACCAGAUCUCAGGACAAUGGGCCUCAUGCAAGAACAUUUUCAUCUUCUUAUCAUAAACCUGUUUUCCUAAGAGGUUUGCUCAUGUUCCAACUCUUUUAGCUGCACAAGCUUAUUGGGUGCUCAUUUCAGCCACCUGUCCAGGUAUAGAAGCAUGAUUGAUAGAUUUAAUAAAUUAAUUGUUGAGGACAUCAGCUCUGCAGUAUAGUGGGCAAGUUUCUUUCCCAGAUAUUGACUAAAAUGAAGACUUUUACAGCAGAGAGCUUCAAGUUUUGCUGUGGGAAAUAAACAGACACAAACAGAACAAAUUCAGCAGUAUCUUUAUUAGAAAUGAUUAAUACAUUAUGAACAACAGAUAAACAGAGAAUAGUUUAACAUGUUAGCUUGAUGCUGAGCAGUCAUCUUGUUACACAGUAACACAGUUGGUGACUAAAAUGGGAAUCAGAAAGGAGACGUGAUCGACAUGGAGAUGGAUGAUGUUAAACUUUUACUAUGUGAUUAUUGGUUAAACCUGUAAUUUCAUCUGACUCAUUUGACACAUAAGCUGACAGAAGGAGUCUCUCACUUUUUUAUGACCAAGUAUUAAAAUCUCAAAAUAUCUUCUUAGAGCAUCUAUUUCUAUGAAUGAUACAACUUUUUUGACUUAUAUCUAUUAUCUAAAUUAUUACAUUAUUCUGGAAGUACUAUAUAUAUAUAUAUAUAUAUAUAUAUAUAUAUCAGGAAUGUUGAGAGGGAAUAGUUGUAACAUAUUUAAAUUCAUUAAGUUCAUUCUUUCAGAAUAAAGGACUGUGGUUCUUCAAAUAGUGAUUUCUCGUGACCACUUGUGAAUGUAGUUCUUACCUGAGAGAAAAUCCUAGUUACAAGAAAGUUGGUGAAUGUGACGACUUGAGUCAGAUCAUUCAAUCUUGGCCAUGUAAGAAAGAAUCUGUUCUUGCUUGAAGCUGAUUGUCUUCAAAAUAAGUCAUAAAUCUUUAAACACGAUGCAGAGUCUUUAGGAUUUUUAAAAGUUGUAUUUUAUGUUUACAAGACUUUGUACAUUCAUGUAGAGCUCUGUGUAAAGUAUUAAUUAAAAUGGUAUUUAAGUUUGUCUUGGAGCACCUGUAAAUUCAAGCAUCUUCACACAAUGAAACUGAAUAUGUGUGAGUGUGUGAGAGUGCGUGUAUGUGUGUGUUUAUGUAAAUAAUCCUGUGUAGGACUUUUCUCUUUGUGCACAGUGUGAUAAUGUAAAUUUCGUCAGUGGUUAUAAAAAUGGAAGUUUAGUUAAAAUAACAUUUUUAUGUGUGUUUGAAAACUGCUGUUGAUUUGUAUACAUGGCACUGAUUAAACUGAUUGCUGUGA
Molecule: messenger RNA, 2961 nt
Organism: Lates calcarifer (barramundi perch)
Lineage: Eukaryota; Metazoa; Chordata; Actinopteri; Centropomidae
Product: tetraspanin-18
Exons: 9
Coding region: 289-1056 (255 amino acids)
Cellular component (GO): membrane
Source: RefSeq, a predicted model, not a curated record